UAAAUCCGACGGACUGCCGCACACUGCCGCACAGUCGGCUUGCAGUUGUUUUGUUUAUUAUUUACUGAAUAUAAUUUGUAAUAAAUUACAUGAAAUAAAUAUUAAAUGAAAAUCUCUAACAUUAAACGAAUUAUAUUAUAAUAUUCCAUACAUUCUUGUUCGUACAAAAUGUCUCAAACUUCUGAAAAACCAACUCAAGACGUUGCCGAUCCUACGGGCCCUGCAGCUCGCAAGGGCGUACUUAUUUCGUUUAGAACAGGGAAGAUUAUGGAAAUACCAGAAAAAGAUAUUUUAGGAAGAUGCAGAUUUGUUGGAGAAUUCGAAAAACUAAAUCGCAUUGGUGAAGGCACAUAUGGAAUUGUGUAUAGAGCAAAAGACAAAUUAAAUGGAAACAUUGUGGCACUAAAGAAAGUGAGAAUGGAUGUUGAAAAAGAUGGGCUGCCAUUGAGUGGUCUCCGAGAAAUUCAAGUUUUAAUGGCUUGCCGUCAUGAAAAUAUUGUACAGUUGAAGGAAGUUCUUGUUGGAAGAUCUCUUGAAAGCAUUUUCUUGUCAAUGGAAUAUUGUGAGCAAGACUUGGCAUCUUUACUUGACAACAUGUCAUCACCAUUUACUGAAUCACAAGUUAAAUGCCUGAUGCUCCAAGUGCUGAAAGGCUUGAAAUAUCUUCAUUCAAAUUUCAUUGUACAUCGAGACCUGAAAGUAUCCAAUUUACUACUGACGGAUAAAGGAUGUGUUAAAAUAGCUGAUUUUGGCUUAGCUCGCUGGUUAGGGGCACCAGCACGUAGUGCAACUCCAAGGGUUGUUACUCUGUGGUAUAGAGCACCUGAACUACUUCUACAGUCACCAAAACAAACUCCAGCUCUGGAUAUGUGGGCAGCAGGAUGUAUUCUCGGUGAACUGUUGGCAAACAAACCUCUGCUUCCAGGAAGAACGGAAAUUGAGCAGCUUGAACUAAUUGUUGAUUUGCUUGGUACACCAUCAGAUGCUAUUUGGCCAGACUUUAGUUCAUUACCGGCACUACAAAACUUCACUCUAAAACAACAGCCAUAUAAUAACUUGAAACAAAAGUUUCCUUGGCUAUCAGCUGCCGGUCUACGACUUUUGAAUUUCUUAUUCAUGUAUGACCCCAACAAGAGAGCAACUGCAGAGGAAUGCCUCCAGAGUUCGUAUUUCAAAGAACAACCACUGCCUUGUGAUCCGAAGCUAAUGCCUAGCUUCCCGCAGCACAGAAAUAUGAAGGGACAGCAGAAGAGCUCUUCAAAUCAGUUAAACAUACCUUUGUCUAACCUAAACACUGGGGCUAAUGACCAGACAAACAACCUCCCCGCCAUUUCAGACUUGUUAGGAUCACUUGUCAAGAAACGAAGAUUAGAAUAAAAUGAAAUUUAUAUUUUAGUGUGUGGUUCCAAAUAAAUGACUAUAACAUAACUUA
Molecule: messenger RNA, 1432 nt
Organism: Melitaea cinxia (Glanville fritillary)
Lineage: Eukaryota; Metazoa; Arthropoda; Insecta; Lepidoptera; Nymphalidae
Gene: Cdc10
Product: cyclin-dependent kinase 10
Exons: 8
Coding region: 169-1377 (402 amino acids)
Biological process (GO): regulation of mitotic cell cycle; protein phosphorylation
Cellular component (GO): nucleus
Molecular function (GO): cyclin-dependent protein serine/threonine kinase activity; ATP binding
Source: RefSeq, a predicted model, not a curated record